Naegleria lovaniensis is the source of this 2601-nucleotide messenger RNA. RefSeq lists its product as uncharacterized. The transcript has 2 exons. Lineage: Eukaryota; Heterolobosea; Eutetramitea; Acrasida; Naegleriidae. Bases 1 to 2601 code for a protein of 866 amino acids. The record is from RefSeq and is a predicted model, not a curated record. Gene Ontology annotation, cellular component: membrane; Golgi trans cisterna; Golgi medial cisterna.
AUGGGCUCUUCUGAUUCUAAACUUCAAUUCAAGACCAUGUUUUCCAAGCUGGGAGAAAAUUAUAUAAAACAUAAUGACCACAAUUUUUGGAAGAUGUUGUUCAUUCAGCCUCUUUCCAUUGAUGAUAUUUUCACAGUGAUUUCUCCGGACGAUAUUCGCUCGUUAAGAAAGGUACAGCCAGCAAAUCUUGGAACGAUCAUUUAUAAGUGUAUUGAACAACUCUUCCUCUUUUCUCAACCCAAAAACUUCUUCUCUGAAAGCACUAGUGCCAAAAACUCGCUUCAUCUCCUCACCAGAAUUUUACCUUUUGUUUUUGAGCAUGAUGAUGAUGGUUUUGUGAGUGAUCUAUUCUUCAAUAAUGUGUUACCAGGUUCAGCCAAUUUGUUAUCUGUUGUUGGUGGAGCAACAAGCAGCAACCAACAAGUGAUUGAACAAGAAGAAACAUCCACCAAUAACACUGAACAAGCUUCAUCCACCGAAGAGCCUGCAACAACAACAACAGCAUCGGAUCAAAAAACUGAAACACAAACGCAACAAUCAACAUCUGUUUCUUCCGAACAAAUUGAACAAGUCAAACAAGAAAUUGAUCAACUAAAACAAAAGGUGGAAGAAAAAUUAGAAAAUAAUAAUUCAAAUACUCCCUCUGAACCUGCCAAAAAGGAUGAACCUCCAGUGGAGCCAGUAAAGGAAGCUCCCAAAGUUGAGGAACCUAAAGAAACUCCAAAGCCUGUUGCUGAAUCAAGCUCAGGUAAAAAGAAGAAGAAAAAGAAUAAGAAAAAGAAAGGAGUCAAAGAAGAAGAAAAGACUGUAGAAACCUCUGUAUCCUCAACAGUUGCUGAAUCGAAUGCUGAAGAACAAUCAGAGACUAAUGAGGAUGCUUCUACUGAAGUAACAUUGUCAGAAUCUCCUGCAACUGUUGGUGAUGAGCAAUCAACAAUUUCUCAACAAGAACCUCAACAAAUAGUAGAGCAAGAGGAGAAGAUAGAAGAACAGCCAGUUGAACAGACUCAAGCUGUCUCUGCAGAGACAACAAACAAUGAAGCUUCUGUAUCCGAUGAGAAAAAACCUUUACCAAUUUUGAAAAUUGCUGACAUGAAUUUGACUUCUUCUCUUGCUGAAGUAAUGUUGCAAACGUUAAUGAGAUGCUUAUUCCUUCCUGAUUUCACAGUUCCUUUAGGUCAAUUCAAUGAAGAUAAUUAUAUUUCAUUGAAAUCAGAUUCCUUGGAUGAAAACGUUUUAUGGCAAGUUGGUAUGGGUGUUCCCCUUACUAAAGGCCUUCGUUCAGCAUCUUGGGAGCAAAUGGAAAACAGAAACGAUAUUUUGAGAUGCCUAUUGACAUGCUUCUCAAGCGUUCUAUAUCGUGAUGCCGAGACAUGUAGCGAAUAUGACAACAAGUUCCUAUCAUUAGCUGUCUCUGAUAGAAUGCCACAUGUUCAUAACUUGGUGUACUCUCUGUUGAACUUUGUUACUGCAUAUGAUCCAAGAGGAUCACUUCCAUAUUCUUCUCAACUUUUCACUGACCACUAUACUCAGUAUAUUGAAACAUCAUUGCAUGUCUUGUCUGUGUUGUUACAACACAAACCAAAGGGAUAUGCUAACGUUUAUCACACAUUUUUCCAGCAAUUUAGACACACAUUGGACAUGACUCACCUAUACAGUAAGAUGACAUUACUUCUUAGAAACGUUGUUGACUCACAUAACACCUAUCUACCUAGCUCACAAAAACUGAUCGAGUUCUAUGAGGAAGUCUUACUUCUUUUGUGGCUUAUCCUUGGAGAAGCUCCAAUUUUCAGAACAUUUGUAUGCAAGGAAUUGAACAUCACUGAGCUACUCAUUCCACUUCUUUUCAUUAUUCAACUUCACUGCAAACAAGUCACAAAGUUUCCAAUUGUACAAUUGGCUGCUUUCACAAUUUUGCUAUUGAGUGGAAACAGAGAAUUCGGAGUUGCUCUCAAUCAUCCAUACAAAAUUUCAACUCCUUUGGAUGUACCUGUUUUUGAAGGCAAUUUUGCUGAUUUACUGAUUUUGUUCUUCAACAAGAUUAUGGUCAGUGAUAAGGGAAUUAUUCGUGGAUUGUAUGAUUGCAUGCUAACAAUCAUUGCAAAUAUUUCUCCGUACACAAAGUCACUAAGCAUGCUCUCAAGCGUAAAGUUGCUAAACUUAUUUGAGGCAUUUGCAUCACCAAGAUUCCUUUACUCGAGUGAAAAGAACCACCAAUUUGUCGCUCUGUUACUUGAAGUUUUUAAUAACAUUAUUCAAUAUCAAUAUGAAGGAAAUGUCCAUGUCAUUUACUCAAUUUUGAGAAGAGGAAAAUUAUUCAAGGAUCUCACUCAAGAUCCCGAUUUAGAACCAAUCAAAGCAGCAAUUAUGAAGAAACAUGAAGGCAAACAAGGAGCCGAACAACCAUUCAUACCAACUCACGAAUGGGUACAAUCAUGGAGACCAAAACUACCACUUUACACAAUCACAACUCUUAUUGAUACACUUACUCCUGACGUUGAAAAGAUCUGCUCACAGGAAUAUGCACUGAAGAGGAUGUUAUUGUGUAUCUCAAAAACACAACUCUUGUUGGUUUAUUGCCAGUGCCUCAUACCAUCAUAA